Molecule: messenger RNA, 684 nt
Organism: Lolium perenne
Lineage: Eukaryota; Viridiplantae; Streptophyta; Magnoliopsida; Poales; Poaceae
Source: RefSeq, a predicted model, not a curated record
GGCAGCCCUCGUCCCCCUCCGGCCAAACCGAGCACACCUUCAGCUUUCCCGUGUCCAGGCGCACCCCCGACAUCCUCGUGCUCGUGCUGUUUCGGUCUCAGCCGUCAAGUUCUUCUCCAACCAGUGGCUUCCGCCAUGGCUGGCCUCCCCGAGCUCCAUCUCGUUCGCUUCAAAAACUCGCGCGGCCCAGCUUCCCCAACAACACAACUGCAGCAGAGUGAUCUUGGGUUCAGAGAUGAUUCACUUUAUGCGUGAGAUCAUCCAAGUCAACAACAUCAGACGGGCCUCGGCCCAGUUCCCGGCGAAGGCUGUUGCUCCACGCGUCCAGCAGCUAGGUUUUCUCCGACGCAGCACCAGGCCAGAUCCGGCCCAGUACAGCGCAGCAUUUGCUUCUUCCCGGAUAGGAUCGCGAAGUGGUGUUGUGAGAUACGACGAGUUCUCCGACAAGUUCUUCUGCAGCUUUUCACAGGUACGAGAUGACGACGUUAGCAAGGUUACCCUUCCGGCUUGGCCUGGGCAGGGUUAUGGACGCCACUGGUUAUCUUCAGGACUCUUAGUCCAAUUUGUAUCUUGUCCGUACUCGGAUGUAUUUGAUCUUCUGUAUGAUUUGGAUCUUUGUAUAUAUCUAUUUGUAUCUUGACUCGUUGGAGUUGUUGUUGUAAUAUAUGUAUCUUGUGGGCUCUA